AUGAAGAGGAUGAUGAUGGAACGGAGCGCUGAGUCUAGAGAAGAAUGGCUAGCAAGGAAACAAAUUAUUGCUUCGAGGAUUAAGGGGGAUGGGCUCGGUGAGGUGGGAGUUAAGAUGUGGAAGGAUUAUAGGAUUGUGGAUGGGAGGGGAGGGGAAGGCUUUGAGGGGUUUUGGGGGGGUGAUUAG
This is a messenger RNA of Botrytis porri, 186 nucleotides long. RefSeq lists its product as uncharacterized. Bases 1 to 186 code for a protein of 61 amino acids. NCBI's taxonomy places the organism in Eukaryota, Fungi, Ascomycota, Leotiomycetes, Helotiales, Sclerotiniaceae. The transcript is spliced from 2 exons. The record is from RefSeq and is a predicted model, not a curated record.